ACUUUUUUUCGAGUACCAUCGCGGCAGCGGCACCCUUUUUGGAAAUUCGUCGCGGCGCGGGAGAAAAAAAUUUGUUUAAAAAUCAUCGCGGUGCGGCAGCGGCAGAUUUCGAGCCGCGAUGGACAUCUCUGUUUGGAAGCCAUCAAAAUAUAUUGAAACUUCAUUGGCCAGCAAUUAACUCAUCAGAGGAAUUCGGCCUUGAGAUUUGUUUAAAAUGAUUUCUUUAAAAUCAUUGCUCUUUGCAAUUUAGACUUAUGAUGUGACCAAUCUAUAGAAAAAAUUUUUCUCUUACGACCUACGCAAAGGCGACAUUUCUAGUUUGUUGAAUUUGAGAGUCAUAAAAUUCUUUCUGAGACCUCCGGCUGCAGCCAAUUGACCUAUGAUCGUCCACCACAAAAACUAAACAGGACUAUUUUCCGGUAUUAAGUUUAUUAGUGGUAUUAGUUUUUAGGUUUGAAAUGAUCUGCCACUUUUAUUUCAAUAUUUCUGAAAUGUCGACUCCUCCGUUACAUUGAGGUUAGGUGCGGGUAUGGGUGUCGGUGAAGAGAAGACGAACAUUUGCAUCCUUCAGUCAACGUUCCACAUGCCGAAAAUUCUUUAGAGAGAAUGAUGGUCGUUUUCAGAUUUCUGCGAAAGCAAACGACUUUGGCAGGAUAUUAUCAUAUUAUAGGAGCAUCGCUCCUGUAAAGGUAGUAGACAGAAGUUUUUAUUGGCUACAAGACGAAAAAAAAGUAUCUAUAAUGGAUGAAUCAUUCAGCAAUGAAUGACUUCAUCAUCCUGUUUUGUAAUAGAAGUUACUCUAUGUUGGAAAACGGCAGUACUGUUCCGAUUUCUCUAGAAAUAAGAUUUUAUAAGCUGUUCUUACAUGGUAUUAUAAAAAAUCGAACGAAGUCUCCUGAAACUAAUUUUAUAUUGCUACCAUGAAACAUGAUUGACUUAAGCAAAAAAAAUAAACAAUAUGAGAAUCUUUUCUACCAAGCUCAUUACAUACUCGAUAGAGUAUCUAAAUAGUCUACAUAACAUGUGUAGAAAACGAGAUAAGCACUGAUAACAAUGGGAGAAACUUCGUUCCAACUCAAACAAAGUCAACAAAGCGCAUUUUCACGUGUUAAAAUAUGUGCUACAUACAUUCUGAAAGCGAAGUUUUAUUCUGAAAAACGAAGUGUGUUUUAAGACAAUUAUUUCCAUCAAGCUGGCUUUUAAGAAAAUAAAAAUAGGUUCUUUUAUCUUUUUUCAAGAGCAAAAAAGCCCCAUUUUCACACAUUCUUUUUAACCUGUGAAAAUAAGUCCUUGUCUCAAUGCAGAUGAGAGUGCGAUUAACAAAGAUAUUCACUUCGACUAGUUUUGGACUAGUUCACUCUUUUAAAAUUGAAACUGUUACAUACGUAGUAGAAAGAAUAGUGUAUAAUAUAUGAUAUUAGUAGUGAUUCAGGCGAACAUCAGUAAGAAAUUAGUAAGCGGGAAAAACUGUUUUGGUUGUGGAUGCAAAUGUGGAUCACACCCACAGUCGACAAAAGAUGUCAAAAGUUCGAAAAUAGUGCAGAAUGUUAAUCUAGUCUAAGCACAGUUAUCUAUGUCAUUUCGCGAUUCUACAUUGUUUUUUUUUCUUUCCCAAAAAUAUAUUUCCUCUAACAUAUGGAUAUUAUAUUCCUAAUAUCAACAUAAAAUGUCUUUAUCAAAAAAAAAGACAACAAUGUUUUUUUUCUUUUAUUAUACUCAUACAGUAUCUUUCGACAUAUUGGUAUCACACUUGAGAUUCGUAUUUUUCGACUGAAUUCAGAUAUACCAUAACUAAUUAGUCAUUUUAACCAGCUUGACAUUUGAGGAGAAGAAAAAAUUUGUGCUGAUCAGAUAGAGAAUAUCUGAAUAUGUAGGAAAUUAACUUUAAGAUUUGGUUUUUGUUAUCAUAAAUUUCAAAGUUCAGAAAAGUAUCAGAAAACGAUUACAUUGUUCUUGUUAUUGAGGCUCAUCUUCAGUUGAGACAGCGCCUCAAAAUUCUGGCUAGUGGUUAUUUGCACAUUAUUUUGUAUAAAAUUCAACUGUAAAUCUUUUCGGAGUAGAAUUACUUCGAUAGAGUUUGGAAAAGAGAAGAAAUCACAAAGAUACGAAGAGAGUGUAAUUUUUCUUCUGACACUUUAAAAAUACUAAGUUGAUACCUUUUGUUCGCGCGGAAAGAGACCACACAUACAUGCGCCUCAGUGCAUGUUUGUCGUUAGCAAGUAUUGAUAGACGAAAGAAUGACAUGUGUUGUAAAGAAAUCUUUCCUUCGCAACACGUUGUGAUAAAAUUUUUCUCUCUUUCUCCAUGCGACACACGACGAAUGUGUAUGUAGUGUUGUUUCUCUUGGGUAGAAAGAAAUAUAUCACUUUCGGUUCGAGCUGUCUUGGUCAUUGAAACACCCAAUGAGAAUGUUGUCAUCUAAUUAUCGACUAUCUCGACAAUCAAGUCCUUGACUGACAAGACUAUCCCAAAAUGUUGAAAUUAGAGAAAUUUCACUAUAUAUUCGGAUUUUUAUUUAAGAUCAAGAACAAACUUAAGGUUGCUUUCGAACUCCUCUCUCCUGGGAACAAAUAUCUGAAGUGGAUAUGAUUGCUAUGAAUUUUUUUUUUCGUUACGGUAGAUCCCUCCUCAACAUUAUUUUUAAUAUACAUGUUUAUUUCAGAUAAAUGUCGAAAGAAUAUGAAGCAGCUAAAUACAAUAUAAAAAAUAACGAAUUAAGUUCGUUAGUGAUUUUCUACUAAAAUUAAAUAGAUAUUAUCUAACUCUUUUGUUUUUCAGUUACUUCUACUCGUUUGGAAGAUCUUUCAAAUGAAUUGAUCUAUGAAAUAUUUAAUUAUUUUGAAAGUUGGAAAAUCUAUGAAAUAUUUUUUCAAUUGAAUAUUCGAUUUCAACAUUUAUUCACUAGUCCAGUUUUUCGUCUCGAAAUUAAUUUACCAUCAAUAUCAAAGACGAAUUUUCUUCGUCGAUGUGAAGAACUUGUAAAACCGAAUAUUAAUCGAAUUGUGUUACUUUCUCUAUCGAAUUAUUGUGCCAUUGAUAUCUUUCUCAAAUUAUUCUCGAUUCAUUCAUUUAUUCAUCUUGAAAGACUCAUUCUCGAUGAUGUAACAUCGAACAAUCUUCUCGUUCGACUGCUCAAUUCUCUCGUAUCACUACCACGUCUCUUUAAACUUUCUAUUACUUUAUCAAGUUAUUAUGUAGAUGAAAAUAUUGUACUUCAAUGUAUUUUUCGUUUGCCUAUAAUCAAAUAUUGUAAAUUAACAUUUGAUGGAAAUCUCGAUUGUAUAUGUUUACCAUGUGCUCAUGAUAAAAAUUGUCAAUGUCAAACACUUAAACAUCUGAUUAUCGAUGGUGAUUUUUGUCUCAAUCAACUUACUCCAAUUUUAACGUAUACGCCUCAAUUGACAUAUUUAUCUUGUCGAUUUCAAUCAGGAUUUGAUUAUAAAACAAGUGAACAAUUGCUUUUGCCAUUUCAUUCGAGAUAA
Messenger RNA from Rotaria sp. Silwood2, 3482 nucleotides. NCBI's taxonomy places the organism in Eukaryota, Metazoa, Rotifera, Eurotatoria, Philodinida, Philodinidae. The record is from the annotation of a GenBank genome assembly.